CGCCUGCCUCCCUCCCUCUCUCCCUCCUCCUCUUCCUCCUCCUCCUCCCUGCGAGUUGAGCGCACAGUGCAGCCAGGCGGUGCAGGCGGCGCAGCCCCGCCGGCCGCUCGCCCUGCUCGGCCCCCGGCUCCAGUCCCCCGCCGCCCCUCGCCGCCGCCCCCGCCGCCGGGAUGCUGGCGGGCGCCGCGCCCGGGCGCUGAGCCGCCGCCGGCCCGGGAGCACCGCCGCCCCUCCUGCAGCCCCCGGCGGGAGCAUCGCUCUGCGGGUCACCUUGCAGGGAGAGUGUUUAGAGGAGAGGGACGUUGUCCCCAGAAUGACAGUGGCAUACCUGUGGGAGGAUGGAGGAGGCAUCAUAGCCCUUCUCUGAUGGAGCCCACCAUUUCCAAGACAUCUCAGGAAGUCCUUUGUCACCACACAUUAUCAUCUGCUCCUGUUCACCCCAUGGAUUUGGGGAAAAUGGGAGCCACUGCCCCAGUGUGACCUGUCUCUAAGGUACAACAAAGUAAAAACCACCCGUCCAACUCCCUCAGACACCUCCCAGUAUGGAUGGCUUGGUUGAGCAGAACAGCGUGCUAAUGCACAAUAAGAUCGCCGAAGCUGGGAAAAGGAAUGGUUUAAUUAAUACAAGGAACUUAGUGGCAGAGAGCCGAGAUGGUCUGGUCUCUGUGUACCCGACCCCCCAGUACCAGAGCCACCGAGUGAGCAGCCUUUCCUCUCCGAGCUGCCUGGAGAACGGCAGGAAUGACCCCGUGCAGCAGCUCCUGGACCCCAACAUGCUGCAGCAGACAGUGGAGUCUCACUACCGGCCCAACAUCAUCCUCUACUCGGAGAACGUGCUGCGCUCGUGGGGCGAGAGCAUUGGCUCGGAGUGCUGUGAAACUACCUUCAUUGAGGACCGCUCUCCCACCAAAGACAGCCUGGAGUACCCGGACAGCAAGUUCAUCGAUCUCUCAGCGGAUGACAUCAAGAUUCACACCCUCUCCUAUGAUGUGGAGGAAGAAGAGGAUUUCCAGGAGCUAGAGAGCGAUUACUCAAGUGACACCGAAAGCGAAGACAAUUUCCUGAUGAUGCCACCAAGAGAUCAUCUUGGCCUCACUGUGUUCUCCAUGCUCUGCUGCUUCUGGCCAUUGGGAAUUGCUGCCUUUUACCUGUCUCAUGAGACAAACAAAGCGGUAGCCAAGGGGGACUUCCACCAUGCAAGCUCCAGCUCCCGGCGAGCACUCUUCCUGGCUGUCCUGUCCAUCACAAUCGGAACUGGCAUCUACGUUGGGGUGGCUGUGGCUCUUAUUGCCUAUCUGUCCAAAAACAAUCACUUAUGAGCCUCAGGAAAGGGGGAGAACCAGCCACCCGGCGCCUGCACUGCAGAAAUCCCCAGCAGAUCAGACUGCAUGAUUUUUCCAAAAAGAUCAAGAGACAAACAAACACCUUCUGGGGGCAGGUACCGGAUAAGAUGGGCUUGUGCAUUACUGUAGGGUGGGAAGCUGUCUGGGGUGGGGAUAGUUCCAUCAUUUGUGAUGCACAAGUCUUGCUUCUCUUCGUGAACCUCUGUACAAGAAAGAAGGAAAGAAAGAAAGAGCAAAAGAGAGAAAGAAAAAGAAAA
This is a messenger RNA of Grus americana (Whooping crane), 1600 nucleotides long. It is a transcript of the gene SYNDIG1, whose product is annotated as synapse differentiation inducing 1. Gene Ontology annotation, biological process: synaptic vesicle clustering; positive regulation of synapse assembly. Lineage: Eukaryota; Metazoa; Chordata; Aves; Gruiformes; Gruidae. The transcript is spliced from 5 exons. Gene Ontology annotation, cellular component: intracellular membrane-bounded organelle; excitatory synapse; synaptic vesicle membrane. The record is from RefSeq and is a predicted model, not a curated record. The coding region runs from base 543 to 1319 and encodes 258 amino acids.